AUGAUGAUUUUUUUUUUUUUUUUUUUUGCCAUAUUUGGAUCCCGUCUGCGCCAGGAGGACUCCCCACCCCGGAUUGUGGAGCACCCCUCUGACCUGAUUGUCUCCAAAGGGGAGCCCGCCACUCUGAACUGUAAAGCAGAGGGACGGCCAACCCCGACAGUGGAGUGGUACAAGGAUGGAGAGCGGGUGGAAACGGACAAAGAUGACCCACGUUCUCACCGCAUGCUGCUGCCCAGCGGCUCGCUUUUCUUCCUUCGCAUUGUUCAUGGACGACGGAGCAAACCGGAUGAGGGAGCCUAUGUCUGCGUGGCCCGGAACUACCUGGGAGAAGCUGUCAGCCGUAACGCAUCUUUGGAAGUAGCAUUGCUGCGAGAUGAUUUCAGACAAAACCCUACAGACGUGGUGGUGGCAGCAGGAGAGCCAGCAAUCCUUGAGUGUGUUCCCCCCAGAGGCCAUCCUGAACCCACCAUCUACUGGAAGAAAGACAAAGUGCGAAUUGAUGACAAGGAUGACAGGAUCACUAUUCGAGGGGGGAAACUAAUGAUCUCCAACACAAGAAAGAGUGACGCUGGCAUGUACAUCUGUGUGGGCACCAACAUGGUCGGCGAGAGGGACAGCGAGACAGCACAAGUCACAGUGUUUGAGCGACCAACCUUCCUCCGGAGGCCCAUCAACCAGGUGGUCCUGGAGGAGGAGAUGGUGGAGUUCCGCUGCCAGGUACAAGGAGACCCUCAGCCAAAUGUACGCUGGAGGAAAGAUGACAUCGAUGUUCCUCGUGGGAGGUAUUAUGACAAGGACGACUAUGUGCUGAGAGUGAAGAAGGCUUCCGUUAACGACGAGGGCACGUUCACCUGUGUGGCGGAAAACCGCGUGGGCAAGCUGGAGGCCUCCGCCACUCUCACAGUCAGAGCCCGCCCUGUCGCUGCGCCCCAGUUUGUCAUCCGCCCAAGGGACCAAAUUGUGGCUCAAGGCCGCACUGCCAGCUUUCCUUGUGAAACCAAAGGAAACCCUCAGCCUGCUGUCUUCUGGCAGAAGGAGGGAAGUCAGAAUUUGCUCUUUCCCAACCAACCCCAGCAGCCCAACAGUCGCUUCUCGGUGUCACCCAGCGGAGACCUCACCAUUUCGUCUGUGCAGCGGGCAGAUGCUGGUUACUAUAUCUGCCAGGCCCUGACCGUUGCAGGCAGUAUCCUCGCCAAGGCUCAACUGGAGGUCACAGAUGUGCUCACAGACAGGCCGCCACCCAUCAUUCGCCAAGGCCCGUCCAAUCAGACCCUCGGGGUGGACAGCGUGGCACUGUUGAAGUGCCAGGCAUCAGGAGACCCCAUCCCCUCCAUCAGCUGGCUGAAGGAUGGGAUCAGUCUGCUGGGAAAGGACCCCCGCAUGUCCCUGCAGGAGCUGGGCAGUCUGCAGAUCAAAAACAUAAAGCUUUCAGACUCUGGGAUCUAUACAUGUGUGGCCACCAGCUCCAGCGGUGAAACAUCAUGGAGUGCUUUCUUGGAAGUCAAAGAAUCAGGCGGAGUGAUCGUCACGAAAAACCAUGAUGAGAAUGAGCUUCCGGGCCCACCAUCCAAACCUCAGGUCACUGAUGUCACCAAGAAUAGUGUGUCUUUGUCCUGGCAGCCUGGGAUGGUUGGAGCAUCACCCGUCUCCUCUUUUGUUAUUGAGGCAUUCAGUCAAUCAGUGAGCAACAGCUGGCAGACAGUAGCAGAUCACAUCAAAACCACCCAGUUCACUGUCAAAGGUCUCCGUCCGAACACCAUCUACCUGUUCAUGGUCCGAGCAGUCAACAGCCAGGGCCUGAGUGAUCCCAGCCCCAUGUCUGAUCCUGUCAGAACACAAGAUAUAAGUCCUCCAGCUCAGGGUGUCGACCACAGGCAUGUACAGAAGGAGCUCGGUGAGGUCAUAGUGCGGUUGCACAACCCGGUUGUCCUGAGUCCCACAACCAUUCAGGUCACAUGGACAGUGGAUCGUCAGUCCCAGUUCAUCCAGGGUUACAGAGUUCUGUACAGGCAGACAUCAGGACUGCCUGCACCAGGAUCCUGGCAGACCCAGGAUGUGAAAGUCCCUUCUGAGCGCAGCGUCAUCCUCUCCGCGCUUAAAAAGGGCAUUGUGUAUGAGAUCAAGGUCCGCCCUUAUUUCAACGAGUUUCAAGGCAUGGACAGCGAAUCCAGAACGGCACGGACGACUGAAGAAGCUCCCAGCGCUCCUCCUCAGCAGGUAACAGUCCUGACUGUGGGAAACCAGAACAGCACAUCCAUUAGCAUCUCCUGGGACCCGCCUCCACCAGACCACCAGAACGGCAUCAUACAAGAGUACAAGAUAUGGUGUCUAGGGAAUGAGACACGUUUCCAUGUAAAUAAGACGGUGGAUGCAGCCAUACGCUCAGUGGUGGUGGGCGGGCUGCAGGUGGGAGUGGUGUACCGGGUGGAAGUGGCUGCCAGCACAAGCGCAGGAGUUGGAGUCAAGAGCGAACCUCAGUCUAUUAUCAUCGGUAAGGAGUUUCGGGACGUGAUUAUACACGGAAACCGGAACAAUAGCAUCACAGAACAGAUCACUGAUGUGGUGAAACAGCCUGCUUUUAUCGCCGGUAUCGGAGGGGCCUGCUGGGUCAUCCUCAUGGGCUUCAGCAUCUGGCUCUACUGGAGGAGAAAGAAGAGAAAGGGCCUGAGCAACUACGCAGUGACAUUCCAGAGAGUUGAUGGUGGUCUGAUGAGCAAUGGGAGCCGGCCGGGCCUGCUGAAUGCCAGUGACCCAGGCUACCCCUGGUUAGCGGACUCUUGGCCAGCCACCAGCCUGCCUGUCAACAGCAGCUCCGGGGGACCCAAUGACCUGAGUAACUUUGGCCGAGGAGGUGAGUGUCCCGAUCUCCCCACUGGGCAAGGGGAUAAGACGGGCACCAUGCUCUCCGACGGAGCCAUCUACAGCAGCAUAGACUUCACAACCAAAGCCAACUACAACAGCCCUGGCCAAACAUCCCAGGCCACUCCCUAUGCCACCACCCAGAUCCUCCACUCCAGCAGCAUCCACGAGCUGGCCGUGGACCUGCCCGAGGCCCAGUGGAAGGCCUCGCUCCAAGCCAAGCAGGAGAUGGCCAGCCUGGGGUACUCCCUGCCUGACAAGAACUCCUGCAACAACAGUGGGAAGGGAGGAAAGAAGAAGAAGACCAAGGCGGGCUCCAAACCCUGUAAAGCCAAUGGGUCCAACUGGGCCAAUGUUCCCCUGCCCCCUCCCCCUGUACACCCCCUCCCUGGCACUGAGAUGGACCAUUAUCCCAAUGAGCAUCAUGACGGAGGAGGGUAUGAGAGUGAUGGCUGGGGCCCGCCCAUGCCUGUGCAGACCUAUCUCCACCAGGGAAUGGAGGAUGAGCUGGAGGAAGAGGAGGAGAGGGUCCCCACCCCGCCCAUCCGAGGGGUUGCCUCUUCCCCGGCUGCUGUGUCCUUUGGUCAACAGUCCACAGCCACCCUCACCCCUUCUCCCCGGGACGAGAUGCAGCCCAUGCUCCAGGCCCAUUUGGAUGAACUGACCAGAGCGUACCAAAUGGACAUGGCAAAGCAGACAUGGCACAUGCAGGUAGGCUCACUUCCUCCCCAGGCUCCGGCUCCUCCAGUGGGCUACGUGUCGAGCACAAUGGUUUCUGACCUGGAGACGGACCUGCCUGAUGAGGAUGACGAGGAGGAGGAAGAGGAGGAGGAUGAAGGCUAUGGGGCCAGGCAUCCCCGCGGCAUUGAGCACACACCAGGGUCUAGCAUGGACAACCUGGACAGCUCUUUAACAGGUUCCAUGGUGAAUGGGUGGGGCUCAGCCUCUGAGGAUGACCGUAAUUUCUCCAGCCAUAGGUCCAGUUUGGGCAGUUCAUCUGACGGCUCCAUCUUUACCCACUGCAGCUUUGCCCAGGCCCUGGUGGCCGCUGCAGACAAGGCAGGCUACCGCCUGGAGGGCACUAGCCUCAGCAAGAGAGGAAGAGGUAAAGGCUUGUCCCACAGGCCCCGGCCCAGCAGCCCAUUCUCAACAGAUGGCAGCACAGUCGGCACACACAGCUUGGGCCACCAGAGGGCCACCAGGCCCACACGCAAACCCCGAAGCCAGGGCACAGCACCCCACCGGAGAGAUGCUGGUGCAGACGACCUACCUCCUCCCCCUGAGCCUCCUCCCUGUCAGGGGCAGGGUCGUAUCCAGGGGGCCCGCAGCAUAAGCAGCAUGGUACCCCCUACAGAUAGGAAGGCUUCCUCUCUGGAGCGCCCGCCUAUGUCAGGAGCCCUGUGUGGGCCGGAGGACAUGAAGAGCUCCAUCGACAGACAGACACGCACUUCUCUGGAACAUCAUCGCCAAGCUCAAGACAGGCUGGGCUCCAUGGACCGAGCUGAUGAUGGGCGCAGGGGACACAAGACAGAGGACGGGUGCCUGCCAUACAACAAACCAUCCUUCCCCUCCCCUGGUGGCCACAGCUCCUCUGGCACAGCCUCCUCCAAGGGCUCGACGGGGCCGCGCAAGACCGAGGGUCCACGACAGCCACAGCAGUGGACCGCCACAGAGCACGCUGAAUUCCUGGGGACCAAUGGGCAGGGACAGUACACAGGAGAGUUAUAGUGAUCUGCCCGGGAUGUGAAUUGGAUUAAACCUGGUCUGUCCUCACAAGAAAGACGCCCUCCCAGCCGGGGCAACGAACUUUGUCCUUAUCUGUGUGUUCUCAGAGGGAGGGAGCGCAGCAGAGGGCACAGCAGAGAAAAGCAGUGUCACAGAACUGUAAAUGUGAUGUAUAGACACAGACAUACUGUACAUCUCACUAUGUUUUCGUCCUCAAGAAAAUAUUUUCCACCUCCUACCUUACUGUAAUUUUCUUUUUGUUAGAAAAAGGCAAGUAAAAAAACAAAAGAAAACAUCUAUACGAGAACAAAUUUUCUGGUAACUGUCCUGGGGGGGGGGAUUUUGUUUGCUGUAAAUAUAUUCUUUAACUUGUUGUUGCAUUGCUAUGCAAGCCUAAUUCAGUUUGAGCUUUUAAUUUCCAUAUACAGGAACAGUUGGUUUUAUCUGGUUAUUUGUAUUAUAUGUGAAUUGAGUGGCUGUUGUGCCAUAAGAUAAUUGUUUUAUAAUCCAUUGUUUGUUAAUAGUUACCAUUAAUUAUUAUCAUUAUUAUUAAUUAUUGUUUUUGCACUGCAAUUUUUGGUGAUAAGCACAAAAAACAUAGCUCCUGCUGACAUGAAGAACCGGAAGAAUAUGUGAAGAGGAGUUUCUGUACUGUAAAGUAAAGAGAAGAAAAUUAUAUAGUAAUGUACAGAGAGAUAUUAAAGAGUAAGGCUUUGCUCACAGACAGCAACAAAUAAGGCACCCGUUUCCGUCGGCGAGACUAAUUGGGUGGCAGCCACACAAGGUUCCCGUGGGUCUGAAGGGCAGAUACGAGGCUGGAAGAAUUGUACACGGAGGAUGCUGCAUUACUGUAGGUGAUUAUUUAAUUCUGAACAACUGUCCUAAAACAAUAGUUCGAUAUCAGACACAUUUCGUGCUCGACGUUCUUGCCGACUCCGUUGUCUCGUUUUCACAGAUUUUUUUUAAAAUUAUUUUUGUACAAGGGUCUCCAAGCAUUUCAAGUUUUGUUUUUAUGAUUUACUGCCUAACUAAUUUUACUACACUGAGUUUACGCUCCUCAUUCAGUAUAAUAGCACACUACCCAUAAAACAGUCAAAAGGGAGGAGGAGGAGGGGGGGAGUCAGUGAAAUCUGUCCACAUGCUGUAGUUCACUCAAAGCACUUACAGAGGCAGAUUUAUGAUUCUUCUAUUGCCUUAAUAGGUAAGCAGACAUCACAGACAAAGGAGUAUUUCUUGUGAUUAGUAGCAAUGAUACUCCCAAGCCUACCUUAAAUAUCCGUGGAGCAACACAAUUUGUUUACAUAUUUUAUGUUUAAGAUUUUAUGUCUUUAAUUCCAUCCAUUUUAAUAUUGUUUGCUUUCUAGAGCACUUACUGUUUUAUGUUUGCGAUGUCAUCUGCGGUACAAUAUCAGCCCAGAACACACUGAGCUGUUUGGUCCAGCUAAGUGCUGCGAAAAUUAGGUCAUCUGUCAAAGCAGUUGUUGCUCUAAAGGUCGGUGCCUCGCUCUCCGAUGCGCUACGAUCAGCACAGUCCCGUGUCGAUCACUUUGAGAAGAAACGGUGUGUGUGCGAUUUACAAUGUAGCUUUGAGUCACUGUUUGGGAGUGAUAAUGGAGAAAAGCCUUGUAUGUUAACGAGCAGGUCCCACUGCCUCCAUGUCUACAGCCACAGUGUGGAGCAGAACACCGCCACAGACACACACCUAUCAUCCGCCGCUUUCGACUUCUCAGCCUCUGAAUCUCGAUUUCUGUCUUUUCAGACAAUGUUUUUAUUGGUUGUCCUUUUUUAAUGAAAAGCUUGUUCCUUUGUAUGCCUUUUAUGGACUCCAAAACGCUGCUUACAACAAUGUUUUCAAUAUUAAUGUUCAGGAUUUUUGUGGUUCAAUGACUGUUUGUUUUGUCUUUUUUUGUACUGCUAAUGUUGAUAAAAGGGGGGUGGAAACUAAAGGCCGUCAGAAGCUGUUGUACUGUUGUCGUCAUGCCAUCGUCAUUUUAUAUCAUCCACCCAGUGGCCAGUGUUCUGGAAAUGAGGUGCAAAGAGUAUCUCAGGUUAUUUUACAUUCUGGUGGUGUUUAUGUAUGUGUAUAUAUGUGUAUAUAUCCAUACGCAUCUCCACUUGAUUACGCCAUUCCAUUUUCAUUGACAAAAAUAUCCCUCUCAUGUCCGAUUCUGUCGUCCCCUCUUUUCUUUUCUGCUGUGGACUUUGAUUCUGAGUAUAAUGUGCUGGUUCAUCCACCUUAAGACAAGAUGUCAGUAAAAGAACAUACCAAAUUAAGAUUGAUAUUUCUAAUGUCUAAUGCGUUUUAGUGUCUCUUUAAUACUCAUUGUUUUCUUUUAAAUCAGUGUCGUUUUGUAUUUAUUAAAAUGAUAAUAAAAGUAUAUUGUGAAAUAUGCAUAAAGAUUCGUGGAAUAUAAAACGUGUUAUUUUUUUUUAUUUUUUUUUCUGUUCCUUGUAAAGUUUGCAGUCAGAGGCGAGCAGCGAGGCCGUAAGGAGGCGAUAGGCCCGCUGUGCUCACAGCACGGCGAAGCGCCGGGUCAGUAGUCGUCUGAGUCACUCUUCGUCCUGCAUGUUCACCGCACUGCUCCUCUCAUGUCAAAACUAAAGAAACGUAAAAACCUUUUUGAACACAAGGAGCAAAAACGCUCACAAUUUGCCUGUCAAGUCGAUAGAGAAAACAUCUUUUUGGAAGGAUGAAAGUACUUUGGCUUUCCCUCUCUUUUGUUCAUUUUCUCAAUAUUGUUGAUUCUUUGUAGCCUAUCUGUGUGUUGCCUUUUUGCUAUAAAAGAGGAUGAAAAAUGACAAAAAGAGAAAGUUGUAGGGUGAAGUCUUUCUGUACAGUAAGGGGUGCGGUGACGCCCCGAUCCAAUGCCAUUUCUACAGUACAAUACAUUCUGCUUUGCUUUUCUUUUUUUUUCUUUUCUGUAAACCACCUUCUGUAUUCACUUGCAUGUCCUUGUCCAAGAAGAGAGUGG
This is a messenger RNA of Chelmon rostratus (copperband butterflyfish), 7556 nucleotides long. It is a transcript of the gene robo2, whose product is annotated as roundabout, axon guidance receptor, homolog 2 (Drosophila). The transcript has 29 exons. The record is from RefSeq and is a predicted model, not a curated record. NCBI's taxonomy places the organism in Eukaryota, Metazoa, Chordata, Actinopteri, Chaetodontiformes, Chaetodontidae. Gene Ontology annotation, molecular function: protein binding. Bases 1 to 4587 code for a protein of 1528 amino acids.